AAGUCCGACUAUAGUUUGUGCUGUAUGUGCCAUGAUGGACGGAAGAAAAGAAGGUGCCCAACCAAAGCCUAAUCUCCGAAGUCUUAGGAGCCGCCGUCUAAUCUAAUGUUGCACAAUGAUGACAUUCAAACUCCGAGUCCAACUCUCUGCACUGCGUCGACUUCAGUACUCUGCGGAACUUGUUCUAUGAGAAUAGCUUGUAUAAAACCCCUCGACCGCUUUCUUGCGACGAUUCACGCAAAAUACAGCACAACUGGUCACCCCUAAAUGGUCUGAAAUCCUUUGCAGUACGAAUACCAUUAAGGUCCGAGUCGGUGGCUCAAAGCUGUCUGGAACUCACAUGAACGAAGGCGUGAUUCUAGGGCUCCGAAUUGCUUGGCUGGAACUUGAUUGAACUUAUUUCCUCCUCCACAAGUUUAGUGACUCGGAAAGAAAUGCAGCGUGUAACACGAGUGAGGUUAUUGUCUUGAACUUCGAGACGGCAGGUCUUUUCCCUUGGCUACACGUGUACAAGCGCGUAAGCUUAGAAUCCCAUUCGAGUUGUGACAGAUUUCAUGUAUAAUCAGACGCUGCAGUGCGAUACCGGGUCAUUUUAGGAGUUUCUUGCUCGCUAUAAAUCAUUGAAGGCGGUAGGUUGCAAACUGAUCUCGUCUACGUUCUCAUUCAAACUCUAGCCCUUUUGACGUUCUCUCCGCAUGCCACUUUUGAAACCAGAUGUCGCGCAAAGUACUGUGGCGCGCGGUAUCAUCUCCCUUCAAGAGCAAGAAGAUUGGCAUCGAUGGCGAAACUCGCACUGACGAUACAGACAAAAUUGAGGUGAUCAUCCGUGAAGCCUUGGAGGCUAGAGAUGGGAGGGCUUUAAACUCGCAUAACCCCAAUGACAUAUCUAAUGAUCCGUCCACGGGAGCGACAGAGAAUGACAGUGCAUUGCUGCAACUCAGAGAGGAUAGAGCUCAGUAUGCCAUUGAUUGUAUGGAUAAGGUACGAUCAAGCCUUUUCUUUCACUUGUCUUCCCAUUCACUUACUGCUGCAAAGCUUCACGAUGACGACGCUUAUUGGAUAGCAUUUACGGAAGGGACUUCCCUCAAGAGCAACAAUCGUCGCGACCUGAGGCCACUACUUGUCAAGCUUUGCCAGCGAUCCAACAGGUAUCCCGCUGCGUUCCAGAUUAGGACUACAAACGUCAAUCGCACGAAACGCUGCGGAGGGGCAUUCUCCGAUGUAUUCAACGGUUCCAUCAUGAUAGAUCGUCGCAAGAUGAACGUCGCUUUGAAACGCGUGCGAUGGCCAAGCGAGUUAGGCAGGAGGCAACUCGAAAGCCUGCAGAAGAAAUUCAUAUUGGAAGCUUUGAUCUGGAGUAAACUGCAUCACGAUAAUAUCGUCCCUCUUCUGGGCAUCGAUGAACGUCAGUUUCAGAAUUUACCCUGUAUUGUCUUACCUUGGUAUGAAUUCGGGAGUCUCUGCACGUAUUGGGAACACUAUUCAGGAGAAGUAACCACAAAACGUUCAUAUUCUUGGAUGUGCGAUGUCGCUUCGGGGCUUGCUUAUCUUCACGAGGAGGGCGUUAUCCAUGGAGAUGUACGCGGGGAUAAUAUUCUCAUACAUAAUAAUGGUCGAGCUCACUUAACGGAUUUCGGCUUGGCGGUGUACAUGCACGAGAACAGUCACAGCUUUAAUUCAAAUCGCGCAGGGGCUGUUCGGUUCCUUGCGCCGGAGCAAUUGGAUCCAGAAGUAUAUGGAUUCACAUCUUCUCGGCCCACCGUCAACAGCGAUGUCUUCUCAUUUGCGUUCACUUGCAUUGAGGCGUUCACUGGAGAGAAGCCGUUCCCUUCGUUGGACAAGAACACCGCACGUUCACAUAUUCUAGCAGGCGGCAGGCCAACUCUGCCUCUCUCGCCAGUCUCAAAGGAGCUCAUGCGAGAGGACAUUUGGCGUUUAGUUUGCGAAUGCUGGUUAGAAAUUUAUCAUUCUCAAGGACACGAGCGGCCAAGGAUGGUGGACGUGACCUCAUCCCUCAGAGAGCUCGUGUAGUGGCGUUGAUCUUGAUGCUGUACAAAUUCUUCCAACUCGGCGCUAUAUGUCUAGUAACAUCACCGUGCGUGUCCACCGUAGAGCCUUCUUUCCUUUCAUUCCUAUUGAGGUGCACAUUGGCAUUCUCGCUAGCCGCGGGCGUUCUCUGAUAAUGUAUUGUUCUGAGUAUGGGCAACUCAUAUCAGAUUCAUCAGAUUCUAUCCAUGACGGACAAUGCGCAUUUCUACACCGUAUAUAGCAAGACCGAGUGUUAUAUCUGGUGCUCACAUCCCCAAUGUCGUUCGCUUAACGUUCAAACUGAUUUGUGAGCGAUACGCUGUAGUGGCGUCGGGAAGCCUGUGCCAUGUGUGGCUCCGGUACGGCUCCUGCAGCAUUAUCAGAUACAGGAACCUCAUCGUGGUUGUCGCGUGUGAUGGAAGCAUGCACUAACGCUUGUAAUGCAAGUGCAUAUAUUAGAGGCUUAGUUCACGUUUUCACCCCGGCAAAUCCUGCAGAGAGGACUUCUCUUCUUACCAAACUUC
Somion occarium is the source of this 2552-nucleotide messenger RNA. The record is from the annotation of a GenBank genome assembly. Lineage: Eukaryota; Fungi; Basidiomycota; Agaricomycetes; Polyporales; Cerrenaceae.